CACACAAUAUAGUCAGUCUGAACGAGCUGCAUCCUUUCACUCAACCCAGCAAGCCGAUCGUGAUGGCAUCUCUGACGCUGGCUUUUUGUCUUCCUUUUCUGCUCAUCUGGAAGAUGGUUCCUGGUCAGAAUCUGUCUUCAUCUGAUCGUCAGGAGAGAAGUUUUGUCUCGGUUCAUGCUGGAGAAGAUUUGACCUUGAGUUGCUUCUUUGGCACUGAAAUUCCUGGAAAUGUUUACUGGUACAAGCAAACUCUGGGACAGAGACCCAAGCUGAUCUUCACCUUUCGUACAGGUGGUCAGAACUUGUUUCAUGAUGAGAUCAAGAACUUUCCACGCUUCAAAAUGGAGGAAAGAGAUGGCAAGGCUCUUCUGACAAUCACAGAUUUGCACACUUCAGACUCGGCUAUAUACCACUGUAUAUUCUAUUCCUAUCUAACACCUACUUUUUCAGAGAGCGUCACAGUCAGUGUGAAGGGGUUUGGUUCAAACGCCACUUUGGUCAAUCAGCCAGGAUCUGACAGUAUUCAGCCAGGAGGCUUUGCUACUCUGAGCUGUACAGUACACCCUGGGAGCUGUGAUGGAGAACACAGUGUUUACUGGUACAAAAGGUCGGAGGAAUCUCUUCCAGUUCUCUUUUAUACCCACGGUGGCAUGAAUGACCAGUGUGACUCCCAAAGUAACACCUGUUUCUAUGAACUGCCGAUGGAAAACCUGACUCGGGCUGACGCUGGGAUGUAUUACUGUGCAGUUGCCUCAUGUGGACAGGUCCUGUUUGGAAACGGGACCAAGCUGGACAUCAGAGAUGAUAUUGUUGUUCAUUUCUGGAAGGGCGCCUUUAUAUUCACCACCGCCGUGAGUGCUUUUUUGGCUUUCUCCAUUUGUAUGAUGAUCAGGACAAACAGCUGCCAAUCUGCAGAGUCUGUCCCUGGGUUAUCCAGUCCCCUGAAAGCAGACGUUAAGGGUUACCCAACGGCAGGAAGUCUGUAUGUUGCCGCUUUGAGCGUCAACCUGGCCGACUGUUCAAGAAGGAGGGAUCCCACCUGGAGCGCGUGUGUGUACUACAGCGUAAAGCAGUCACACCACUAAAGUCUUCUGAUUUCUUUCUUACUGUUUUAAACAUCGUUCAGCAGAAAACAAAGCAAAACAGUUCCCGGGAACUUUUUUAUUUUUAGCAUGCAAAGGCAGCAAGACACAUUUUAAUCAAAAUCAUCUCAUGUACAGAAAAUACAAUUACUAGUUGAUUCCAACAGAAAAUAUUUUUGCCAAUAUUGGGUUACAAAUAUAUUUUAAGGUCGUCAGUCCUUUUGAUAUUCCAGUUGGACUUAGUGACAGACACAGAAUUAGGACAAGAAGUUUGUUGGUUUGAGCAUGACCUUUGACCCCACAAUGGGCGCAGUACUUUUGCAGCACAAUGCUUUAUAGCAUAUGUAGUUAAGGCUAGCUGUAAAUAGGAUAGAAUAAAUGCAGGGCAGUAAUUUCACCGAGGUGAUCAAUAAACUGCAUCUUCUGUUUUCUCUUUGUGAUGUUGGGUUGGGUGGGGUUGGAGGUGGCGCUUUGUGGUUCAUUAAUAAAAAAAUGUGAUAAUAGUUUGGCAGAGUUAAGAUGAUCAACAGAUGUUAAAGUGCAUAAUGGCUGUUAAAAAUAUGUGUUGUCUGAAUAUUUCUUUGUGAUUCUCUAUUUUUGUUGAACAAAUAAUUCAACAGUGUGUCCUUAGAGCAGAGGAUCACAUUCUCUGUCAUGAAGCCUGUAGAUUAAAACUGCAAUUUAAAUCGCAAUAAAUCCAUGUACACGACUUUCACCAU
Messenger RNA from Salarias fasciatus (jewelled blenny), 1801 nucleotides. RefSeq lists its product as uncharacterized. The coding region runs from base 63 to 1085 and encodes 340 amino acids. NCBI's taxonomy places the organism in Eukaryota, Metazoa, Chordata, Actinopteri, Blenniiformes, Blenniidae. The transcript is spliced from 5 exons. Gene Ontology annotation, biological process: response to bacterium. The record is from RefSeq and is a predicted model, not a curated record.